AUGGUGGAGCCGCCGCGCGACCCGCGCGCGCGGGUUGCCGAGUACCUCAAGGACCACCAAAUCAACGAGGUGGUACAGGGCCUAAUCGCGGAGCUCUUGUUUGUCAAGCCGCCAGACCCCAAAAAGUUCCUUAUAGAGCAACUCGAGCGCUCCAAGGCCGCCGGCUCAAGGCCGCUGCUGGACGCUGCCGACCUGCGCGCCAUGUAUGACAUGUUUGACGUCACCGGCUCCGGCGCCGUCACCGUCGCGCAGGCCAACGCGGCCCUGGCGACGGCGCUCGGCGGCGCGCGCGCCGCGGACGCGGCGGCCGCGGCCGCAGGCGCCAAGCCGGGCGGCAAGGGCGGCGCUGGGGGCGGCGCUGCGGGCGGAGGCAGCGGCGGCGGCGUGGCCGGGAACCCGCUGGGGUUGAAGGACGCGGCGGCGCGGCGGCUAAGCAAAGAGGAAUUUGUGCGAUGCGUGGGCGACGUGCUGAUCCGUGCGACGCCCAACUGCCAGCUGACAAAGCUUGGCGACGCUGACGCCGACGAAGAAGGGGGCCAGGGCAGCUGA
Molecule: messenger RNA, 549 nt
Organism: Monoraphidium neglectum
Lineage: Eukaryota; Viridiplantae; Chlorophyta; Chlorophyceae; Sphaeropleales; Selenastraceae
Exons: 2
Coding region: 1-549 (182 amino acids)
Molecular function (GO): calcium ion binding
Source: RefSeq, a predicted model, not a curated record